AUGGCCUCUCUUAACACCACACUAUUCCACCCCUACUCUUUCCUUCUUCUGGGGAUCCCUGGGCUUGAAAAUAUGCAUGUCUGGAUUGGGUUUCCUUUCUUUGUUUUGUUCCUGACAGCUGCACUUGGGAAUAUCAGCAUUGUUUAUGUGAUUCAGACUGAGCACAGUCUCCAUCAGCCCAUGUUCUACUUCCUGGCCAUUCUAUCAUCUGUUGACCUGGGCCUGUCCACAUCCACUAUCCCCAAAAUGCUUGGCAUCUUCUGGUUCACCCUGAGAGAAAUCUCCUUUGAGGGCUGCCUUGUCCAGAUGUUCUUCAUCCAUCUGUGCACUGGCAUGGAGUCUGAUGUGCUCGUGGCCAUGGCCUAUGAUCGCUACAUGGCCAUCUGUAAUCCUCUUCGCUACACACAGGUGCUGACAAACAAGGUGGUGUUCAUCAUUGCAUGGGUAAUCCUCCUGAGACCUUUGUCCUUUGCCCUACCCUUUGUCCUCCUGAUCCUAAGGUUACCGUUCUGUGGACACCAAAUUAUCCCACACACCUACUGCGAGCACAUGGGUAUUGCCCGCCUGUCCUGUGCUAGCAUCAGGGUGAACAUCAUCUAUGGCUUAUGUGCCAUCUCUACCCUGAUGUUUGACAUCGUAGCCAUUAUCAUUUCCUACAUACAGAUCCUUCGUGCUGUCUUUCGACUUUCUUCUCAUGAUGCCCGACUCAAGGCACUCAGCACCUGUGGUGCUCAUGUGUGUGUCAUGUUGACCUUUUACACCCCUGCUUUUUUUUCAUUCAUGACCCAUAGGUUUGGCAGGAACAUACCACGCUACAUCCACAUCCUUCUAGCAAAUUUCUACGUAGUCAUUCCACCUGCUCUCAAUCCUGUAAUUUAUGGUGUCAGAACUAAACAGAUUAGAGAACAAGUGCUAAAAAUGUUUUUCAAGAAAUAA
Molecule: messenger RNA, 936 nt
Organism: Galeopterus variegatus (Sunda flying lemur)
Lineage: Eukaryota; Metazoa; Chordata; Mammalia; Dermoptera; Cynocephalidae
Product: olfactory receptor 52E1-like
Exons: 1
Coding region: 1-936 (311 amino acids)
Biological process (GO): G protein-coupled receptor signaling pathway
Cellular component (GO): membrane
Molecular function (GO): G protein-coupled receptor activity; olfactory receptor activity
Source: RefSeq, a predicted model, not a curated record